GCAAAAACAGCCUGUAUCUUUUUCAAAAACAGAGAGAUUAGCAACAAUGGCUUCUUUUUUGAGUGAACUGCCUUCCAUAUCCACCAUCCUCUCCGCCUAUGCUUCCCUCUCCGCCGCCAUCAUGCUAUUCCGCACAAUGUUGUCUGACAUGGUUCCCAGCCAAAUACGAGAGUACAUUUUCUCAAAGUUCUCCCAAUCACUGUCCUACUACUUCUCCCCUAACUUCACCUUUAUCGUUGACCAAAACUGGCAAGCAGUGAGUAACUACACAUAUCGUGCCGUGGAGACAUAUUUGCCUACCAUAAUCGGCACCUCUGCUGAUAGUCUCCUCAUUGGGUCCUUUUCAUCAUUGGUCCCUCACAACCCCGACCUGAGAAUUCCGGUUGGCUGUAAGAUAACCGACGAGUUCCAGGGUAUGAAAUUGGAAUGGUCUCUACAUAAAGAGACCAAGUCCUCUAGUUCCCAUUGGGACAACGGGUUUUGGUACUCGUACCGGCUCAAGUGCAAGAAAAGUGACCAACAAAAAGUCAUGGCGACCUACUUGCCUCACAUUUACAGCAUCGCACAAACCAUCCUGAGCAAGCGUGAAAACCUCCACAUCCAUACCUACAACAAAGGUAUGGGUGGGUGGAAAUCCGCAGUUUUCAAGCACCCUGCUACAUUUGCUACUCUGGCUAUGGACCCAGAGAGCAAGUCGGAGAUAAUCAAAGACCUUGAAACCUUUGUUCAACGAAAGGAGUUUUUCCAGAGAGUAGGUAGAAGCUGGAAACGUGGAUACCUUUUGCACGGUCCACCAGGAACUGGAAAAUCCUCCUUGGUUGCAGCCAUUGCCAAUAAGUUGAGAUACAAUAUAUAUGAUCUUCAGCUUCAAAGUGUUCGAAGUGAUGCUGAAUUGAGAAGUAUCCUCACCUCAACUACAAACCGAUCAAUUCUCCUUGUUGAGGACAUAGACUGCAGCACAAAAGCAUCCCGAGAUCGAACCAUGAUUAGAGAUGAACAAGAGGAGGAUGGCGAAGACGAGUCAGACCAAAGCCCUUCUUCUUCUGAUCCUGGGAUUACAUUAUCUGGGUUGCUUAAUUUCACUGAUGGUCUGUGGUCGAGCUUCGGAGAUGAGAGACUCAUCAUCUUCACAACGAAUCACAAGGAAAAAUUGGACGCUGCUCUGUUACGUCCGGGACGGAUUGAUCGUGAUGUCUUCAUGGGUUACUGCACUUUCGCAGUAUUCAAACAGCUUGCAAACACCUACCUGCAAAUCGACAAUCAUCAUCUCUUUGAUACCAUUAAAAAUCUUCUUAAAGAAGUAUCUGUUACUCCCGCGGAAGUUGCACAGCAGCUCAUGAGAAGUGACGAGCUCCAAGGCAUUUUAGAGAGUUUCAUUGAAUUCCUUAAAGGGAAAGUAGGGAACAAAAUUGAAGAAGAAAACUAACUUUUUCUCUAUCUAAUUAAUAAUCCUUGGUGGAGAAGUAGCUAUGUGCAGCCAUGAUGCCAUGGCUUCUACCAUGGUUCAAACUAACCUGGUUUGACCCUGCUGUUGUACAUAAACACUAGUAUGUAUA
Rubroshorea leprosula is the source of this 1556-nucleotide messenger RNA. The record is from the annotation of a GenBank genome assembly. NCBI's taxonomy places the organism in Eukaryota, Viridiplantae, Streptophyta, Magnoliopsida, Malvales, Dipterocarpaceae.